Messenger RNA from Microdochium trichocladiopsis, 2073 nucleotides. RefSeq names its product kinase-like domain-containing protein. Gene Ontology annotation, molecular function: ATP binding; protein serine/threonine kinase activity. The transcript has a single exon. The record is from RefSeq and is a predicted model, not a curated record. Bases 1 to 2073 code for a protein of 690 amino acids. Gene Ontology annotation, biological process: protein phosphorylation; intracellular signal transduction. Gene Ontology annotation, cellular component: cytoplasm. NCBI's taxonomy places the organism in Eukaryota, Fungi, Ascomycota, Sordariomycetes, Xylariales, Microdochiaceae.
AUGGGCGAAGUCUUCCCCUCUGAGGAGAGGACAGAGCCCUUCACGGCCGAGGAGAUGGAGCUCCGGCUGAGCGAGUCCAUUCGCGUCGAGGACCUCGAGGACCUGCACGACGACCAGGUGCCACUCGAUAGUCUUGUUGUCGAGGAGGACCACCACAAAAAGGGCAUUCGCAUCCUCGUAAGGCCGCUCACCCGCAGCCGCUCCGUCAGCCCAGGCAACGACAACUGCCAGUGGCUCGCCCUCCGCGCAGAGGUCGCAGACCCCAAGCAGCCAAAGUCGACCGUCCUCGCCGUCACUCAGACGUCCAAGGACAUCAACUUCUCUAUUCGCAUUCCUGGCGAUGCUGACGACGAGCAUCGGCCACCGUUAUGGUGUGAGCUGUACUACGACCCGGCCAGCGACAGCCUGAUUCUUUUGAACAAGUCUGAUGUGCCCAUCGUCCUGGCCCGGCGGUCGCAGCUUGAAGCGGGCUCCCCGUCGUUUGGCCAGGAGAUUGUGCCCAUGACCACAAAGGAGCUGCUGCCUGGCACAUGGAGAAUCACUGUGGCGAGCAAGCCAAUCCUCGACUUUAGGAUCCUCGAGAAACGGCCCGCAACCCUUCGCAUCCCCCGUGACGAUUCGGACUUGUCAUCCUUUGUGACCACCUCUCAAGUGCUCAACUCGUCCGUGAAGCGGUCGUUCUCCGAGGACGACCUGGGCCAAGCGAAUGCCUCGAUUGAAAAGAGGCUGCGCAUGAACGACAGCCUGGUCGAUGAAGAGACUGGGCAGGAGGACAAGGACGGCGUCAUCAUCUUCCUGGGACCCCGGGACGAGUCCCUCGUGUUCCCACUACCACACGCCGCCAAGACCAAGGAGGUCGCCAUCCCACACGGGCACGCCCUCCUGGAGAUCCAAAAGGACGACACCGUGUCGAUCCCCGGCGGGUGCGAGCUGGACCAGUACCAGCUGACCAAGCGCAACCAGAUUGCCACGACGGCAGCGUCGUCGGUCUUCACCGCCGACUACUCGCACGCACCCGAGGGCGUCAUCACCGUCAAGGUGCUCAAGACGCGCAACCCCAGCGCGGCGCCGCACGACGCCCACCGCAACGUGAUCCGGCAGGCGGACAUCUGGAUGCGGGAGUACCAGAGCCAGGAGGACCUGCAGCACGAGUCGAUUGUCAAGCUCUACGGCGGGGAUGCGCGGUACCUGUCGCUAUACAUGGAGCACGUGGACGGCAAGGACCUGGCCGCGCGCAACGUCUGGCGCGACGCCCGGUCGGACCUGUUUGUCGGCGGCCGGGCCGACGCGCUGCGCAUCCUGCGCGACAUUUCGAGCGCGCUGCACUACGUGCACCUCAAGAACAAGAUCCACAACGACAUCAAACCCGCCAACAUCCUGUAUUCCAAGGACCGGGGCGCGGUCCUGUGCGACUUUGGCCUCUCCACGCGCAAGACUGACCCGGCGACCAACGGCGGCACCCCGUACUACGUGCCCCCCGAGUUCAUCGGGCAGAAGCUGCGCGGGCCCGCGUCCGACGUGUGGGCGUUGGGGGUCACGAUGCUCUACGUGUUGCGCAAGAUCCCCUUCCCCGACGCGCGCGGCCGCCAGGGCCACCCGCGGCAGCUGUACUGGAUGAUUGCCGACCUGAACCGCAAGUCGGUCCACUCUCACCACGCGCGGGGCCAGCCGUCGGCCAUCUCGCAGAUGCAGCAGUGGCUCAUCGAGGUCAAGGACGCCAAGGCCCGGCUAGACCCGCGGGACAAGGUUGAGGGCCUGGUCGCGCAGAUGCUCACGCCCAACCCCAACCAGCGCAUCACCAUGGCCAAGGUCAUCGUGGAGCUGUUCCCAGCUGACGAGCUUGCUAAUGCUAAUGCGGCGGCGACAUCAUCGCGGAGUCCAAGAGCGAGCAGGGCCCGGCUGGCCGUGGGAUCGACUUCGUCUGCGUCGAGCUCCAUGAGCGCAACGAGCAAUCGUCCACGUAGCAUGCCUGGGCUGCGACAGCCAGCACCGCCGACCACGACAACAGCAACGACCGCAUUGACUGUGACACAGUCACAUCGGCGGAUCACAAACACUGCUGGACCCAGCUGA